GGCGUACAGUGAUUUCCAGCCUCUAGAACACGGGUGUCACACUGCCGGCCCUCCAGCUGUUGCCAAACUACAAGUCCCAUGAGGCAUUGCAAGAUUGACGGUUACAAGCACGACUCCCAAAGGCAGAGGCAUGAUGGGACUUGUAGUUUCGCAACAGCUGGAGGGCCUCCAGUUUGACACCCGUGAUAUAGAGGAUCCCACAGGUUUCUCCCUGUGGAAGACAUGUUUUAUUUUACAAUGCAUUCCGAUACCUGUCUAUAUACUGUAUACCAGGGGCAGCUGGAACUCCAGCGGUUGUGAAACUACAAAUCCCAUCGUGCCUCUCCCGCUGGGAGUC
Staurois parvus is the source of this 337-nucleotide messenger RNA. The record is from the annotation of a GenBank genome assembly. Lineage: Eukaryota; Metazoa; Chordata; Amphibia; Anura; Ranidae.